UGAAUUUUCAACAGCCAGAGAAUUGGAGGUGUGAGAGGGACAGCACAUGGCUUCUUCAUGGCUCAAGUUUUUGACAGCACCGCUUCAGCUUCUUAUCGCCCUCCUCCACGUGGCUGCUUCUUCCUCCAUUUCCAGCCGCUGCUUCACAACCAUAUACAGCUUCGGAGAUUCCAUUGCCGACACCGGAAACUUAUACUUUGACAUUAACACCGAUCAUCACAUACCACCGUCGCAAUCUCUCGUAUUAAACCUUCCUUAUGGUGAAACCUACUUCCAUCACCCAACUGGAAGAUGGUCUAAUGGCCGCCUUAUCAUCGAUUUCUUUGCUGAGCACAUGGGAAUUCCGCUGCUGAAACCUUACUUGGGAAUCAAGAAUGGCAAGAUAAGAGAUUGGAAGCCCAUGGAGGAGGGAGUCAACUUUGCAGUUGGAGGUGCCACUGCUUUAGAUCCCAGCUUCUUCGUGGAUAAGGGUAUAAAUGAUAUUGCCACCAACUAUUCUCUCGGAGUGCAGCUAGAUUGGUUCCUACACUUGCUUCCUUCCAUUUGUAAUUCUUCUUCAGGCUGUAAAGAAAUUCUUGGAAAGUCUUUGUUUUUUGUUGGGGAGAUUGGUGGCAACGAUCUCAACCAUCCUCUCUUUCAGUAUACGAGUGUAGAUGAAAUAAUGAGGACGUAUGUGCCAAAUGUGAUAAAUGAAAUCUCUUCAACUAUCAAUAAAUUAAUUGAUGUGGGGGCUCAAACUCUAUUGGUUCCCGGAAACUUUCCUCUUGGAUGCUCUUUCUUCUAUUUGAAUAUAUACCAUACUACUGACAUGGGAGAGUAUGAUCAUGCUGGUUGUCUCAAAUGGUUAAAUAAGGUUGCUAAAGAUUACAACAAGAAGCUUUAUGCUGAACUCAAUCGACUUCAAGUGCUUCAUCCCCAUACAAACAUCAUUUAUGCAGAUUAUUAUCAUGCUGCCUACUCAUUAUAUCAAUCUCCAAGCCUAUUUGGAUUCACAAAUUCAACUCAUGAUGCUUGUUGUGUUCCCGAAAAUGUGAAUAAUAAUUACGAUUCAUCGGUGCGUUGUGGAGAUCCAGAGGUGAUUGCUUGUGAUGAUCCAUCCAAAUAUAUUUCAUGGGAUGGUAUACACUUAACUGAAGCAGCAUAUAAAUGGAUUGCCAAAGCUCUAUUGAAAGGUUUAUACACUAAGCCUAAAAUUAGUAUCUCAUCGUCAUGUGAUUCAAUGAUAUGAUGUAGGUUCGGGAUACUCCCUUGUUCCACAGUCCGGGGCUAUUUAAACUAACCAAUUCAGAAUUCUCCGAUGUACUAGUAUUAGCAAUAGCAAGUGCAUCUUUGAUGCAGUCAUCAAUUCUCCCGAGAGGCUACAAUUGCCGCGAGCAAACAUAUUAAUGACGAGGAAGGCAUUUUUGUUUUUGCUAUGCUACAAAUACUUUACUUGUUCUGCUAUUCUGCACAAGCCUGGCUGAGGAAGAAUUACGAAGGGUAAAAAUAUGCGGAUUAAAAGCUAAAGCUUAGGACAUACUUUUUUUAUUUAGAAAUAUCCACCAUUUACGAAAAUUUUGUUUCUUUUUUAAGAAAACAGUCCCCCAAUCGAAUUGUUUGGGAUUCACAAGUGAAUCAAUUUAAAAGAGACCUAAAGUUAGGGAUUUCUCAA
Messenger RNA from Arachis stenosperma, 1651 nucleotides. Its product is annotated as GDSL esterase/lipase At1g28610-like. The transcript has 5 exons. NCBI's taxonomy places the organism in Eukaryota, Viridiplantae, Streptophyta, Magnoliopsida, Fabales, Fabaceae. The record is from RefSeq and is a predicted model, not a curated record. The coding region runs from base 47 to 1228 and encodes 393 amino acids. Gene Ontology annotation, molecular function: hydrolase activity, acting on ester bonds.